Messenger RNA from Acanthosepion pharaonis, 1077 nucleotides. Lineage: Eukaryota; Metazoa; Mollusca; Cephalopoda; Sepiida; Sepiidae. The record is from the annotation of a GenBank genome assembly.
AUGAGAGAUCGGUUAUCUCUUGACCGCAUAUCAUUGCUUACGAUUUGUUAUUUUACGCUCUCUCUGCAUUUACUUUCAUUUCUCUCUCUCUCUCUCUCUCUCUGUCGCUGUCUCUUCUCUCUUUCUUUCCUUCUUUCUUUCUCCUCUCCCCACUCUCUCACUAUCAUUCUUUCUCUCUUUCAUUUUUCCAUCACCCUUUCUUUCUUUCUUUCUUUCUUUAUUUAUUUAUUUAUUUAUUUAUUCUCUUCUCUUCCCCUCUCUCUCACUCUCUUUCUUUUUGCCAUCAAUCUUUUUUUUUCUUUCUCACCUUUUCUCACUCUCUCUCUCUUUCUCUCUCUCUCUCUCUCUCUCUCUCUCUCUCUAAACAAUUCGAUAAAUGAUUUAUUUCAGAGACCUAAAUUUCUUUUGCUGCGUAGGUGUUCGCCCAAAUAUUCCUGGAUCCUUGGGUCUUAUCUGCAGACAUCAAGGAUUAUUAUUUAUGACUCCACAUUAUUUACGAAUUAUUCUCCUUUCCUUUCCGGUCCAUUCACUUAUUGCUUCUUUUUCAUGAGAUCCCCUCCAAUUGACAUAAAUAUUUCUUUCUUUCUUUCGUUCUCACUCUCUUUCUUUUUGCCAUCAAUCUUUUCUUUCUUUCUCACCUUCUCUCUCUCUCUCUCUCUCUCUCUCUCUCUCUCUCUCUGUCUUUCUCUCUCUAAACAAUUCGAUAAUUUCCCUAUCAUAUUUUUUAUGGUUACUCUCUCAAGUGAGAGCAAACCCCACCAAGACGGCAGCUCUCUGUCUAGUGAGAGCAAACCUCACCAAGAUGGCAGCUCUCUGUCAAGUGAGAGCAAACCUCAUCAAGACGGCAGCUCUCUGUCUAGUGAGAGCAAACCUCACCAAGACGGCAACUCUGUGUCUAGUGAGAGCAAACCUCACCAAGACGGCAGCUCUCUGUCAAGUGAGAGCAAACCUCCCCAAGAUGGCAGCUCUCUGUCAAGUGAAAGCAAACCUCACCAAGACGGCAGCUCUCUGUCAAGUGAGAGCAAACCUCACCAAGACGGCAGCUCUCUGUUUAAUAUUUUAAAGGCUGUCGUUUAA